UCACCCAGGUCCUCCAGGCUGCCAGUCUCCCAGCGUCCCCAGCUUUCCAGGUAGGGACGCCCCCUCCCACGCAGCGCGGUUCGCUCGGGUGGGAAGGAGGGGCUGGGCUCCGAGCGCCCGCCCCUCCAUCUAUCACAUGGCCGGAGAGCCACAAAAACAACAGCUUUGGCCAAGACCGUGACUUCAGGAAAGGGAACCCAGGGCUCUCGCAGCCAGCCCCCACCCCAUGGAGGAGAGUUUUCUUGAAUCCUUUGGGAGGCUGAGCCUCCAGCAGCAGCGGCCGCAGCAGAAACCUCGGCCGCCGGCCCCGCCGCCCCCGCGUGGGACACCUCCGCGCCGCCACAGCUUUAGGAAACACCUCUACCUCCUGCGAGGCCUCCCGGGCUCGGGGAAAACUACACUGGCCAGACAAUUGCAACACGACUUUCCCAGGGCCCUGAUUUUCAGCACGGAUGAUUUUUUCUUCAGGGAAGACGGUGCCUAUGAGUUCAAUCCUGACUUCCUGGAGGAAGCGCAUGAGUGGAACCAGAAAAGAGCCAGAAAAGCAAUGAGGAAUGGCAUAUCCCCCAUUAUUAUUGAUAAUACCAACCUCCACGCCUGGGAAAUGAAGCCCUAUGCAGUCAUGGCACUUGAAAAUAACUAUGAAGUUAUAUUCCGAGAACCUGACACUCGCUGGAAAUUCAACGUUCAAGAGUUAGCAAGAAGAAACAUUCAUGGAGUCCCAAGAGAAAAAAUACACCGAAUGAAGGAGCGGUAUGAACACGAUGUUACCUUUCACAGCGUGCUUCACGCCGAAAAGCCCAGCAGAAUGAACAGAAGCCAGGACAGGAAUAACGCGUCCCCUUCCAAUGGCGCACGAUACUGGAAUCCCUAUGCAGAGUUUCCCAACCGGAGGGCUCCUGGGGGCUUCACAAACGAGGGCUCCUGUAACAGAAGAGGCGGUUGUCACCAUGGAUAUUAGAAGCCUAUCUUACAGGCAUUCAAAAUUUUCCUAAAUCAGUUUUUACUGCCAAUUUUGGUAUUUAUUCUUUGUUCAGUUUUCAUCAAAGCUCUAAUUCCAGUGUAAAUAGUUGGACCUGAAAGUUUUUGAGCAGAAGCCAUUAUACUUCAUCUUCGCUGAGCAUUUGUUAGUGAUCCUGUAUGCAUGGUCCGACGCUGGGAAUUCGGCCGAUUUGAUUGUAAACAGAGUCUCUUUCUCUAGGGAAGCCAAAGAUUGGAAACUGAAACCUGAGAACGUACCCAAGCACGGAAGCAGUCACCUAAGUCUAAUAUGUAGAAGCUUUAGUACCACUUUCUCUGAAGGAAUCUAUUUUUCCAGGAAAUUCAUCUCCAUCAGGAAAGUUGGAAAAGUGGGGGAGAAGUGGGAGGCAGGAAAAAUGUUAGUGCCGUUGCUAUUCUGAGAAUCUGUGUAUCCUCAAAAUGUGCGAGGUGUGGCUGUCACGAUGAUACUGAUUUUCCUUUAAAACGCACAUGCCAGAGAGCAUACACCUAAGGGAAUGUUGUCCUUCUAAGUAGACACUUGGGGAAUUACUCCUUUAUUCUAGUGAUGUGUUAUUGUUAAAAAGGUCUGUCGGAUCCUUCUUUUAAAAAUUUUUUGAGAGACAGCAGAGCAAGAGAGCGAGAGUGGGGGAGAGGGAGAGAGGAUCCUAGGCAGGCGCCUCGCUCAGCACGGAGCCCACUGCGGGGCUCGAUCUCACGACCCUGAGAUAUGACCCGAGCUGAAAUCAAGACUCAGGUGCCUGACCGACUGAACCGCCCACGCGCCCCUGUCGAAUCCUUCUUAACAGCUCUACAAGCUGCUGAGGAAAAUCAGUGUCAUUAUUUAAAGUCACAUCUUGGUUUUAAAUUACCACUUUAUUGAAUAAGUUUAACCUGACUAACUUUUGGCUGUUGUGCUAAUAGUGUAAAUUAAAGAAGCCUGACUUUAUAAAACACCAAUUUUUAAGAGAGUUAAGCAGUUUUUAAAAUUAUGCCUGUUAAUAGACGUGUGUGAUACUUGGCUGCCCAAAUGUUUGGGAGUGCAAGGAAUUAAACAUCCCAAGAUAGAAAUCAUACAGGGGUAUGUCUAAGCCAUGCCCAUUGGAAGAUGACCAGUCUUGGUGUUUUAUGUGGCAUUAAGACAAUAAAGUUCUGCCACAACUCUGGAAUGUCCCUCUUAUGCCGAUACUGAAUCUAUGAUUCCAAAUUAAAUCUCAGCAGGUUAGAAUCAGAUUAAUUUGGUGUGAGACCAUGAUAAGUAAGACCAUGUAGGAUGUAUGCUUUAUUUCUUGUUGGCCAACAGCUUCUUUCUAAUGUUCUGUGAAAUAUUAUUUUAAGUGUCCUAUAUAAUGGUGCUUUUAUGGCUAUUAAAAAUUACAUAUGGUAUUG
Leptonychotes weddellii (Weddell seal) is the source of this 2367-nucleotide messenger RNA. It is a transcript of the gene N4BP2L1, whose product is annotated as NEDD4 binding protein 2 like 1. Lineage: Eukaryota; Metazoa; Chordata; Mammalia; Carnivora; Phocidae. The record is from RefSeq and is a predicted model, not a curated record.